GUAUCCAGCCUGCAUGGACAGGGCAACAUUCGCCUGUUCCACUGCCUUUUUCCGUGACUACAACAGUUCAUCUCAGGGUGCAUUCUGCCUCCCCGGAGGACACGUUGACUUUAUUGAAAAAGUAGACUCGUUCACUUACUCGGACUUUUUCCGGGAUUAUUUGAUUCCCAACCAUCCCUGUAUUUUCUCAGCUAAAUUCACUGAAGACUGGGGCAGCAGGAGAAAUUGGGUAACUUGGGAUGGAAAGCCUAACUUUGAUCAUCUGCUGCAGAAGUUUGGAGAGGCUGUAGUACCUGUUGCCAACUGCGAUGUCAAGGAGUACAAUUCUAACCCGAAGGAACAGCUCCCCUUCAAGGAGUAUAUAAAGUACUGGAAAGAGUACAUUAAAAAUGACUACCACUCGUCCCGAGGGUGCCUUUAUCUAAAGGACUGGCACCUGAGCAGAGCUUUCCCCGAACAAGAUGUUUAUACAACCCCUGUGUAUUUCUCAUCCGACUGGCUGAAUGAAUACUGGGAUGCUAUCGCUGUGGACGAUUACCGGUUUGUCUACAUGGGACCUAAGGGCUCAUGGACUCCAUUCCAUGCUGAUGUCUUCCGUUCCUAUAGCUGGUCAGCCAACAUAUGUGGGAGAAAGAAAUGGCUCUUGUACCCCGCGGGACAGGAGGAGUAUCUGAAAGACCGCCACGGCAACUUACCUUUCGAUGUAACUGCACCUAGUCUUCAGGACAGGAGUGUUUACCCUCGCUACAACCAAAGUCAACCCCCUGUUGAAAUUGUGCAGGAAGCAGGGGAGAUAGUCUUCAUCCCCAGCGGAUGGCAUCAUCAAGUUUACAAUCUGGAGGAUACCAUUUCCAUUAACCACAAUUGGGUGAACGGCUGCAAUGUGGCCAUCAUGUGGUGCUUCCUGCAGGAUGAGUUAGCAGCCGUCCAGCGGGAAAUCAAUGAAUGGAAGGACCCUAUGGAUGAUUGGCACCUACAAUGCCAGUUGAUCAUGAAGUCUUGCACGGGUAUAGACUACAAGGAGUUCUACAACUUCCUCAAAGUUAUUGCAGAGAACAGGAUUUCUGUCUUGGAAAACGGCCUCGAUGACGAAGCUUCGGCAAAGAACACUCCAAAAGCUGCCAUUUCCACCUUGGGCAUGCUCCACGCAGUGUUUGAUUUAAAGAGGACUGUGAAGGUGUUAACAUCAUUGAGUGCUAAUGAAGAUUUCAAGAAACUAGACCUGACGUCACUUUCUCCACCUCCGGAGGCAUUGCUCCACCACCUGAAAGCAGCAAUAGAUACAGCGCUACUCUAACUUCCUCUUUGUAAAAUGAACCUUUUGCAAAAUGGGUGUUUGUAGGAGACUAACUCCUCCCUGUUUAAUAGCUGUUGCAGUU
Messenger RNA from Pterocles gutturalis (yellow-throated sandgrouse), 1379 nucleotides. RefSeq names its product jumonji domain containing 4 (gene JMJD4). The record is from RefSeq and is a predicted model, not a curated record. The transcript has 6 exons. Gene Ontology annotation, cellular component: cytoplasm; nucleus. The coding region runs from base 14 to 1297 and encodes 427 amino acids. NCBI's taxonomy places the organism in Eukaryota, Metazoa, Chordata, Aves, Pterocliformes, Pteroclidae. Gene Ontology annotation, molecular function: histone H4R3 demethylase activity; sequence-specific DNA binding. Gene Ontology annotation, biological process: negative regulation of gene expression; positive regulation of translational termination; protein hydroxylation.